This is a messenger RNA of Rana temporaria (common frog), 1403 nucleotides long. It is a transcript of the gene SURF6, whose product is annotated as surfeit 6. Bases 232 to 1239 code for a protein of 335 amino acids. Lineage: Eukaryota; Metazoa; Chordata; Amphibia; Anura; Ranidae. Gene Ontology annotation, molecular function: DNA binding; RNA binding. The record is from RefSeq and is a predicted model, not a curated record. Gene Ontology annotation, biological process: ribosomal small subunit biogenesis; ribosomal large subunit biogenesis. The transcript is spliced from 6 exons. Gene Ontology annotation, cellular component: nucleolus.
CUGGCAGGCCAUGUGCGGCGCAGAGGGGGGACCGGAAGUAGUUGCACAGCAGGCGAUGAGGGCUGGAAGUGGCUGUGCAUCGGGUUCUGCUUGUAGCGUGUGUGAGGUGAUGAUUCCUCAUAUACAUCGAUAGAAGGGGGGCCGUGAUCCGUUAUCCUUCACACGAAAGGCAGUUCUGUGUUAACAAGACGAUAAUAAAGAAACAGUGGUAUACCAGUAAACAAAGCAUAGAUGGCAAUGUCUUCUCUGGCCAGCAAGGAUUCCUACCUACAAAGUCUGGGCAGAAAGGUUUGUGCUCAGGAAGCUACAGAACCUCGCAAACGCAAAAUAGCAGUUGCUGUUGAUGGCACUGAGAAGCUUGCUACCGCAAAGAAGAAAAAGAGGAAUAGAAACCCACAGAACCUCAGACAUGAUAUCCGCAUGCAGAGAUUUCCUCCCAAAUUGUCUAAUCCCGUCUUCCCAAAAUCCCAGAGGAAAGAUACCCCUCUGAGCUCCUUUUCCACAGUUAAUUUAUUAAAGAAACGAUUACAUGAGAAGAUUGAGGAGUCACGUGGACAGUUUUCCAACAAAUCUCUUUCAGUAGAUGAAAUUGAGAGAAGACGCCAGAGGAGGAAACAUGAGAGAGAAAGGAAGAAGAGAAAAAGGAAGGAGCUGAAAUUAAAAGCUUUGCAGGAGCCAGAAGAGGGUGAAGCCACUAAAGUGGAGCAAACUGUAGCAGAACAUGUAGAAGAGACACAUCAGGUCCCACUAGUUUUUAACAAGGUGGAAGUCCACGAUGAACCUCUCAAUAAAAUCAUGCAGAAAAAAGAGAAAAAAGAAAGGGUAAAGGGGCAAAUAACGCCCAUGACUGGCAAAAACUACAAACAGCUGCUGAGCCGCCUAGAUUUGCAAAGGAGUAAGUUGGAAGAGCUAAGGGCCAAAGACCAGGAUAAAGCCAAUGAGUAUGAAUCUAAAAUUAAAUGGACUAAUGUGUUGUAUAAAGCUGAAGGACUGAAGAUCAAAGAUGAUGAAGGGAUGUUAAAAACUGCCCUGAAGCGCAAGGAAAAGCAGCGGGAGCAGAGAAAGAAGCGCUGGGACAAUCGAAUGCUGCAGACUACGGAGAGAAUGCAAAAGCGGCAGGAGAAGAGGAAACGCAACAUCAAAAAGAAGAAAAUGGGCAAGAUAGAGAAGAAGAAAACCAGAGCACGCAAGAAAGGGCGUAUAAUGCCCGAGGACCUGGCCAAAUCUAAUGUCAAGUGAUUUUUCUAUUACAAAGGUUUUUUAAUGUCUUGUGUGUAAAUAGUCCAUGCUUUGUAAUAUGUACUAUGUGAUAGAGCACUGAGAGGCCAGAAUAUUGAUUUUAAUAUUAUGAAAGGUGACUCCGUAAAGCAAGCCCUGCUUUGAAAAUAAACUGAAUUACAGAA